This is a messenger RNA of Miscanthus lutarioriparius, 10521 nucleotides long. The record is from the annotation of a GenBank genome assembly. NCBI's taxonomy places the organism in Eukaryota, Viridiplantae, Streptophyta, Magnoliopsida, Poales, Poaceae.
AUGGUGCAAUCUGGAAAACCGUUUGCCGGGUUUUGCGGUGCCGGCGACGGAGAUGAACGUGGAGAGCCCCGGGGAGCUAGGGUUCUGAAGCGCACCGUGGGGCACAGCGUGGCGGACGACGGCCCCCGACAGCCUCCUAGGUUUUCCAUGGGAGAUGGGGGAGUCGCGUGCGCCGUCCGCGCCGUCGAGGGCUUCCGUGCCGGCGCCCUCGUGAGGAGAGGAGGAGCGGGAGAAGCGAUGCCGGACAAGGGGGAGAGAGCUCAUGGCCACCACCACCACCAGCAGCAGCACCGGAAGAACCAUCAGUCGGCGACAGCUGCUGACCUGGAGGAGGGGGAGCUGCUCAAUGGGGAGGCCGAGACCAAUGGGUUGCCUGAGAGGAGCAUGCCACCUAAGAAGUGGAGGAAGGUGCUGGCAGCCUCCGCAGCUGCUGUGGAGGUGGAGCCUGGGGAGAUUGUGAGUACGAAGCAAGCAGUGCCAUUGAAGAAGUCAAGGAGAAACGGGGAGGUUGAGAAGGUAGAGCUGCCGCCGGAGAGGCAAAGGAAGGAAAAGUCUUCUGGGAAGAGCACCAGGAAGCCUAUCAAGGAUGAAGUGGAGCCAGGGGAGAUUGCACCGCCAGAAAAAAGGCGGGAUGCCAAGUCCCACCAGGCCGAUGAUAAUGGCAGGAGGCCAAGUUCAUCUGCCCAGAAAGGCUCCUUCCGGGAUUCUGAUGAAGAGCCUGGUGAAAUUAAGCCAGAGAGCAGCAUGAGUGGCAGUGUAAGGAAGAACCGGCAAACAGAGCCUCAGAGCAUUAACCACAAGCACCGCGCUGACACCUCUGAUCAGUCAGGAUCAAAAAGUCGCAGGAAGGGAGAAGGGAAGAGUUUAUCUGGUGCCAGACAUUUGUCUGGGAGAAAUAGUGAGGUCUCGCCACCAACAUGGGAUCGGCGUGAUAGGCACGAGAGGAGCCCAGGCAUCUUGGGCCGUUUUCCUCAUGAUCGCUUUCGUCAUGACAGGUAUGACCGGAGCCCGAGCCGCUUGGAGCGCUCCCCACAUCGAGAGCGUGCUCGCCACUACGAUAGCAGAGACCACAGUCCAUAUAUUUCACCUCGACAUAGAGCUCGUCAGCCCCAUUUGAGGGAUAACACACCAAGUCGUGUUGAUAAUUCCCCUCGUGGGAGGGUCCAGCAUGAGGAUGUCAGAGACCGUAGCCCAUUUCGUCAUGACAGAUCGCCUUCUGAACGUUGUCGGCCUACUGACACUCAUGAAUCAAGCAAGAAGAGCAGAAGUGGCAAAAGCUCAGAAAAAUCACAGCACAAAAGCAAAUCAGCGAAGCAAUCUUCAAAGACCAAGAGUGGUAGCAAUGGGAAGAAUGAGGAGAAAAUCUCCAAAGAAAAGCCCACUGAAAGCAGUCAGCACACUGAACUGCCACUGCCACCUCCACUACCACCGCCACCACCCCCGCCUCCGCCACCUCCGCCUCUUCCACCUGCUGUACCGCCUCCCCUGCCUCCACCACCAGAACCUGAGCCAACUGGAGUUCUAGCUGAAGAUAUGAUAGAAGACAUGGAUAUCUGUGACACCCCACCUCACAUUAGUGCAGCACCUGAACCCACUGAACCAAUUUGUGAUAUAGGGAGGUGGUUUUACCUUGAUCACUUCGGUAUCGAGCAAGGACCUUCCAAGCUUGCUGAGUUGAAGAAGCUGGUGGAAGAUGGAUAUCUUCUUUCUGACCAUCUGAUAAAACAUGCUGAUAGCAACCGAUGGGUGACUGUAGAGAAUGCAGCUUCACCACUGGUGCCAUCUGAUUUCCCCUCUUUAUAUUCGGACACUUCAACACAGAUGGUUAACCCACCAGAAGCCCCAGGAAAUUUGCUCGAUGAAGCUCUAGAGGAGGCUUCUAACUUGGCAUCAGGUGCUGAGGAUAAACAAAUGGAGGAAGCUUCUGCUGAAGAUAGUGAAGAAUUCUACAUUGAUGAUAGGGUUGAAGCACUGAUGGAUGGAUCAAUUUUGGUGCAUGGCCAGGAGCUCGAGAUCAUUGGAGAGCUUUUAGGUGCAGAUUUUCAGCCUGCUGAUUGGCAAAGAUGGAGUCGCCCUGAAGAUUUUGCUAGGUUCCAUGUGCAUACUGAAGGAGACGAUGGAAUCAAUGGAGGCACAGAAUUCUUAGAAAAUAGAGCAACGGAUGCUUAUGGCCUUGUUUCUGUGGAGAGGAACAACUUUCAUCAUUAUGUUGAGUCUAGCGAAUGGUUUUCUGGGAGAUGGUCUUGCAAAGGUGGUGACUGGAGGAGAAAUGAUGAAUUGAGCCAAGAUACUCCAUUCAGGAAAAAACUUGUUCUCAAUGAAGGGUAUCCUCUGUGUCAAAUGCCAAAAGGUAGCUAUGAGGAUCCACGCCGGCCCUGCAAGGAUGAGUUGUACUACCCUGUACGUGCUAAAAAGCAUGACCUGCCAUUGUGGGCAUUCUCAUCGACAGAAGAAGAUACUGACAGUGUUAAUGACAGCACUAAAGGCGAUGUUGUGCCUGGUAGGCCAGGUCAGACCAGACAGCCUCCUAGGGGAGUGAAGGGCAUGAUGCUUCCAGUGGUUAGGAUAAAUUCUCGUGUUGUUAAAGAUCAAUCAUCUGUUGAACCCCGUACAAAACCCAGAGGAACUGAUCGACCACUGUCGAGAUCUUCACGCUCCCAUUCAAUUGGGGCUGAGAGAAGUUCUGUCCAUGAAGGUUCGUCGCAUUUCAGGAAGCACCAUGACCAUGAUUCACAAAGUUUGCACAAGUCCAAGUCUGUUCCAAACAUUCCAAAGGACCGUGUAUGCACUGUUGAUGAGCUGUCAAUUUAUCGGGGUGACUGGUACUACCUUGAUGGCACUGGGCAUGAGCAUGGUCCAUUUUCUUAUUCCGAAUUGCAAGAAUUAGUUAAAAAGGGCACUAUCAUUGAACAAAGUAGUGUAUUCCGUAAGAUUGAUAACACAUGGUUUCCAGUUCUUAAGGAUUUAAAACCUGGAAGCUCUGUUCCCAGUGCAGCACGGAACUCAAAUUCUACUGCUGCUCUUAUGCACCCAGACCAAUAUAAUUUUGGUGUGAACCAAGGAUCAGGUAGCUUUCAUGAGUUGCACCCCCAGUUCGUGGGUUAUACACGUGGUAAAUUACAUGAACUAGUCAUGAAAUAUUUCAAGAGCAGGGAACUUACUUUAGCUAUAAAUGAGGUCUUGGAUCCAUGGAUUUCAGCAAAGCAACCAAAAAAAGAGUUUGAAGCAUACUUUUCUCACAAUUCAGCAUCUAGGAAUUUCCUGCCAGAAGAUGGUGGGUCCGCAAAAAGGGCAAAGUUGCUACCUGACCAGAGUGAUGAAGAUAUUCAUUUGUCAGAAGACAUUCUUGCCAGUCGGAAGGAGGACAUCUGUUUUGAAGAGUUAUGUGAUGGAACAUCUUCUGUUGAUAAUGAUUUUGUGAAUCCCAGAGCAGGAAAUGAAAGCUGGGGUUUACUAAACGGCCAUGUGUUAGCAAGAAUCUUCCAUUUUAUGAGGGCAGAUGUGAAAUCACUUAUUUCUUCUGCAGCUACCUGUAGGAGCUGGAAUGCUGCCGCGAAGUAUUACAGGAACAUGUGUAGAUUCAUUGAUCUGUCUUCUGUUGGCCCUCUUUGCACUGAUUCUGUGUUUUGUGAUAUUAUGGCUGGUUAUGAGAAGCAAAAUAUUAGGACUCUUAUUUUAGCUGGUUGUUCGAAUCUUAGUUCACAUGCCCUUGGCAGAGUACUUGAGCAGCUUCCACAAAUAUCUUAUGUUCACAUUCAAGGCUGCGGUCAUCUAGGGGAUCUGAAAAAUAAAUUUCAGCAUGUAAAAUGGAUCAGGAGCUCAUUGAAUCCAGAGUCAUAUCGGAAAAUGAAAACCUUGAAGCAGAUAGGUGAUGGGAACAACUACGCAUCCAAAGUUGCAAGGAACUUCACCAAUCAGCUGGAUGGUUCUGAUGAGCUUGAUGGUUAUUUUGCUGAUAUUUCAAAUAGAGAGAAUGCUAACCUUUCAUUUGGCCAAGGUUUCUAUAAAAGAUCAAAAUUGCUUGAUGCUAGAAAGUCCUCUGCAGUUUUGUCGAGGGAUGCAGAAAUGAGGCGUUUGAUGCAGAGACAGGCAGAGAACAGUUACAGGAAGAUGGAAGAGUUUGUCAUAAACAGAUUGAGAGAAAUUAUGAGGAAUAACAAAUUUGAUUUUUUCAUUCCAAAGGUUUCCAAGAUCGAAGGUAGGUUGAAAAAUGGGUAUUAUGCUCGCCAUGGCUUUCGUACCAUCAAGCAUGACAUCCGUACCAUGUGCCAAGAUGCAUUAAGAUAUAAAGAUGGCAAUGAUUCAGGAGAUAUAAAGCAAAUUGUUGUCUCCUUCAUACAGCUAGCAAAGAGACUAGGGAACCCAAGGUACAUUUCUGAGAGAAAUGGAGCAGCAGCCCAGGACAGCCUGGAUGUUAGUCAAUAUUCAUUUGAUACUAAACUAAAAAAGAAGCAAAGCAAAACAAGAGGAGCAAAUUUGGUGGCUGCUGGAGCAGAUAAUUCAUCUCGUGCAUUUGACCUUGAAAUCAAAAGAAGCCUGUCUAAAUUAAAGAAAAAGGGUGUCUACUCUGGUAGUGAAACAUCUGAUGAUGAUGAUGGCUACUCUGAUGGUGAUGAAACUGAGAGUGAAACUACUGUUUCUGAUACUGAGAGUGACCUUGAUGUAAAUUCUGGAGCUUGGGAUUUAAAAGGAAAUGGUCUAAAGUUAAUUGAACUUGGGGAACCUGUGACUGAUGAUCGUAUAUUGGGUGCCCGCAUGACAAAGGCCAGCCUUGUUCCUCCAGUUACUAGGAAGUAUGAAGUUAUUGAGGAGUACCUUAUUGUAGCAGAUGUGGAGGAAGUACAACGAAAAAUGAGAGUUGCUUUACCUGAUGACUAUUCUGAGAAGUUGCUGUCGCAGAAGAAUGGCACCGAAAACUUGGAGCUUCCAGAGGUUAAGGAUUAUCAACCCCGAAAAGUAGCAGGAGAUGAAAUUCUUGAGCAAGAAGUAUAUGGCAUAGAUCCAUACACACACAAUCUACUGAGUGACAUUAUGCCUGCUGAUCUUGAGUUGUCACCUACCGACAAGCAUAUCUUUAUUGAGGAGUUGCUUCUGAAUACAUUGAAUAAGCAAGUUAGGCAUUUCACUGGUUCGGGAAAUACCCCUAUGACUUACAGCCUUAGGCCUGUCAUUGAAGAAAUCCAAAGAUCUGCGGAGGAUAGUGGUGACAGGCGAACUUCAAAGAUGUGCUUGGGGAUGCUGAAGGCCAUGAGAAAUCGCUCUGAUCAGAACUUUGUUGCUUAUAGAAAGGGUCUUGGUGUUGUUUGCAACAAAAAAGGUGGAUUUGGUGUAGAUGACUUUGUUGUCGAGUUCUUUGGGGAGGUUUACCCUUCUUGGAGAUGGUAUGAAAAGCAAGAUGGUAUUAAACAUAUCCAAAACAACAGCGAAGAUCAAGCUCCUGAGUUUUACAACAUUAUGUUAGAAAGGCCAAAGGGAGACCGAGAUGGCUAUGACUUGGUUUUUGUUGAUGCGAUGCACAAGGCCAACUACGCGAGUAGAAUCUGCCACUCCUGCAACCCUAACUGCGAAGCAAAAGUGACAGCAGUGGAUGGUAAAUACCAGAUUGGAGUUUACACACUUCGACCAAUUGCAGAAGGCGAGGAAAUCACUUUUGAUUACAAUUCAGUAACUGAGAGCAAAGAAGAACAUGAAGCAUCAGUCUGCCUCUGUGGAAGUCAAGUGUGCCGGGGCAGCUAUUUGAAUUUUUCUGGCGAAGGAGCCUUUGAGAAGGUAUUAAUGGAAUUCCAUGGUGUGCUCGAUAGGCAUAGCCUGCUGCUACAGGCUUGUGAAACAGACUCUGUCUCUCAACAAGACUUAAUUGACUUGGGUAGAGCUGGUCUUGGUACCUGUUUGCUUGCUGGUUUGCCUGGAUGGCUUGUUGCUUACACGGCUCACCUGGUGCGGUUUAUAUACCUUGAGAGACAGAAACUCCCUGAUGAGAUCUUAAGGCACAAUGUGGAUGAGAAGCACCAGUUCCUUAUAGAUAUAAACAUGGAUUCUGAGAAGAAUGAUGCUGAGGUUCAGGCAGAGGGAGUAUUAAAUUCAAGAUUACAGCAAAUAGUGCAUACACUUGACAAGGUGAGAUAUGUUAUGAGAUGCAUAUUUGGAGACCCAAAGAAUGCUCCUCCUCCCCUGGUAAGGUUGUCUGGGAAAGGUCUGGUAUCUGCCAUCUGGAAAGGGGACAGUUCGAUAGUUGCUGAACUCCUUCAGUCGAUGGAACCUCAUGUUGAAGAAGAGGUACUUAGUGAUCUGAAGGCCAAAAUCCAUGCUCAUGAUCCAUCAGACUCUGAAGAUAUUGAGGGAGGCAUCAGGAAUUCUCUCUUGUGGUUGCGUGAUGAAUUGCGAACUCUUCCAUGCACUUACAAGUGCCGUCAUGAUGCUGCUGCAGAUUUGAUUCAUUUGUAUGCUUAUACAAAGUGCUUCUUCCGAGUCCGGGAUUAUAAGACAGUAAAAUCUCCACCAGUUCAUAUCAGUCCGCUUGACUUAGGCCCCAAAUAUGCUGAUAAACUGGGACCAGGCUUUCAGGAGUACUGCAAGACAUACCCAGAAAAUUAUUGCUUAGCCCAGCUUAUCUAUUGGUAUAGCCAGAAUUCAGAACCUGAAUCUAGAUUGACAAGAGCUAGAAAAGGUUGCAUGUCAUUGCCAGAUGUCUCGUCCUUCUAUGUGAAGUCUGCAAAGCCAUCACAAGAGCGAGUUUAUGGGAACAGAACUGUGAGAUUCAUGUUAUCGCGCAUGGAAAAGCAGGCACAGAGACCAUGGCCAAAGGAUAGGAUAUGGGUGUUCAAGAGUGAUCCGAGAUUCUUUGGUAGUCCAAUGAUGGACGCCGUGUUGAAUAAUUCCCCGCUUGACAAGGAGAUGGUGGUGAUGGAAUUUGCGCCCACUUUGUGUUUUGCAAGUGAAAUUGCAAACAGAAAGCGGCAAGAUGUAGAACAAAUUGUAGAUGACGAGUGCAUUCAGUUCCAGGGGAGGUUUCCAUGCUCAGCGGCGUUAGAGGGAGUAGGGGCAUGUGGUGGUGGUCGGAUGAAUAUUCAACGUCCUUCUUUCAACUCAAGACAUGUUGUUUCUUCAGCGUGCCGUGCUAGAUCGCCAUUGCUUGCUACCGUAGGACCUGUUAGUUGUCGAUUAGGUGAUGAACAUGGAGUUCAAUCUAUUUUUGAGAAGAGUUUGCGGGAUUCCGUGCAAGUUACUCCCACAGUGAGGGUAGCUCGAAUAACUGUGAGCGCUACUCCAGCAUCUGCAAUCACAAGGUUUGAUCAAAAUGAAGGACGUAUAAUCAAUUUUGAGGAUGAAGAUUGGCAGAGGAGCGCUCCUGCUCCGUCGUCGGUUAGGCCUACUGAGAACAACAAUGGUCAAUACAGGAUUCUUCCAGCAUCCGUUACAAAUGGUAGAAAUGCUGAGAGUAGUCGUUAUACAGUUGGUUCAGGGGACAUGAUUCGUCCCUAUCCAAGUUCUCACAUGGCUAUGCGACAGGGCCUUUCUACCUCCAGUAGAAUUGAUAGCAGUUCUACAGCUGAUGCAAAUGACAAUAACAAGAGGGUCCUUCCACCAUCCUUUUCAAAUGGCAACGCAUCGAAAUCUAUGCAUCCAAUUGCUGCUAGUGAGACACGCAAGCUCCCACCCCAUUUUUCCACUACAAGGUCACCAAAUGUCGGUGAAAACAGAAUGGGGACAAAUACUGCCAAUGGAAAUUUACAACCUUCAUCUUCAAUAAUUGCAAGAGGAAGUUCUAGCACACUUAAUACCCAGAAAGUGGAUGAUGAUGAUGAUGUUGUUGUAUAUGGAGGUUCUACCUCACAUAGGGUACUACCUCCAAUGGUUGGAGCAACCAGUUCUAAUAACAGUGAAGUUGCUAAUGGCUUUGAGACACGCAAUCGCCUUAAUCCUGAAAAUAGGGUCUUAGAUUAUGAUGAGAGAGCAGUAUAUCAAGAAGCCCUGCAGAAUAUCAGUCGUGAAAAAAGGGAAGAUGAUCUGCCCGAGGGUGUGCUAGCAGUAUCUCUGCUUAAGCAUCAGAAAAUGGCGUUGGCUUGGAUGGUUUCAAAGGAGAAUAGCUCACACUGUGCAGGCGGAAUUCUUGCUGAUGAUCAGGGCCUUGGGAAGACAGUGUCUACUAUUGCCCUUAUACAAAAACAGAGGAAUGAACAGUCGAAAUUUAUGUCUGUUGAUUCAGAUCGUUUGAAAUCUGAAGCACUAAACCUUGAUGAAGAUGAUGAGGGAGAACAAGCUGUUAGCAAUGAACCUAACAAGGACCAAGGCGCUAGUUCAUCGUCAACAGCUGCUGGUACUAGUGCUGAACUUUGUGUUAAUCAACCGAAUAAUGUUCUGAAUAAAAUGGUUGAAACCAAAGCGGAACGCAAGAAAAAAGCUAAAGCUUCCACAUCAUCUGCAUCCACCUCACGUUCCAUGACAAGGCCAGCUGCAGGUACUCUAGUAGUGUGCCCUGCUAGUAUUCUUAAGCAGUGGGCUAACGAAUUAACUGACAAGGUUAGUGAAAGUGCUAAAUUAUCUGUUUUAGUCUACCAUGGUGGUGCAAGGACCAAAGAUCCAAGUGAGCUAGCAAAAUAUGAUGUAGUUGUCACUACAUAUACAAUUGUGGCCAAUGAAGUACCUAAACAGAUGGCUGACGAUAACGCCGAUCAAAAGAACAGUGAAGAACCCUCUGCUGGCAAUAAAAGAAAGCCACCAGCAAAUAUGAAAAACAAGGCUAAGAAAAAGAAGAAGAAACUUAAGGACUCAAACUUUGACCUUGACAGUGGUCCAAUUGCAAGAGUGCGGUGGUUUAGGGUUGUGCUUGAUGAAGCUCAGACAAUAAAGAACUUCCAAACUGUAGUGGCCAGAGCCUGUUGUGGGCUAAGAGCAAAACGAAGAUGGUGCUUAUCAGGAACACCUAUACAAAAUGCAAUUGAUGAUCUGUACAGCUAUUUCCGUUUCUUGAAAUAUGAUCCGUAUUCCACGUAUAACUCAUUUUGCACAAUGAUUAAGCACCCAAUUGCUAGAGAUGCAGUUCAUGGAUACAAGAAACUUCAGGCUGUGCUGAGGGUAGUUCUCCUGCGUCGUACGAAAGAAACUCUGAUUAAUGGCAAACCAAUAAUAAAUUUACCUCCGAAGACAGUUAAUCUGAAUAAAGUAGAUUUCACACAAGAGGAGCGGUCGUUUUAUUUGAUGCUGGAAGAACGCUCUCGGCAACAAUUCAAGGCAUUGGCUGCGGCUGGGACACUCAAACAAAACUAUGCCAACAUCCUUUUAAUGUUGCUGCGACUUCGGCAAGCCUGUGAUCAUCCUAUUCUUGUGAAGGGCAAUCAGUCAGAAUAUGGAGGUGAUGGUUCUAUAGAAAUGGCAAAGAAACUUCCUAAGAAUGUGGUGAUAGAUUUGCUUGCAAAACUGGAAGUGGGGUCAGCCUGUAGCUUAUGCGAUGACACACCUGAGGAUGCUAUUGUGACAAUUUGUGGUCAUGUUUUCUGCUAUCAAUGUAUACAUGAACGAAUAACGACUGAUGAGACUAUGUGCCCUGCCCCUAAUUGCAGUAGAACAUUAGGUUUUGAGUUGUUAUUUUCGUCAGGAGCUUUAAAGAUUUGCAUCUCUGGCGAAUCCAGUUCUGCAGGAGCUAGUUCAUCUGCAGAUAACGAGUUUUCUUCAAUCAGUCAAAUCAGCUUUGUCUCAUCCAAGAUACAAGCAGCCAUUGAUAUACUGAAUAAAAUCAUUAACAUGAAUGCCCUUACUGAAAGUGAUACAAUGGAAUCAAACCGAAGUGGAGUAGCCCCUGUGAAAGCCAUUGUCUUUUCCCAGUGGACUGGCAUGCUGGAUUUGCUGGAGCUUUCACUGAAUAACAAUCUUAUACAGUACAGGAGACUAGAUGGAACGAUGUCUCUCAAUUUAAGAGAUAAAGCCGUGAAGGAUUUUAACACUGACCCAGAGGUUAGAGUUAUGAUUAUGUCACUGAAAGCUGGUAAUCUUGGUCUCAACAUGGUUGCUGCUUGCCAUGUAAUUCUCCUUGAUCUCUGGUGGAACCCUUAUGCUGAGGACCAGGCAGUUGAUAGGGCACACAGGAUUGGGCAGACUAGGCCUGUUACUGUAUCUCGCUUGACCGUUAAAGAUACUGUGGAAGAUCGUAUUUUAGCUCUGCAGGAGGAAAAGAGAACCAUGGUGAACUCUGCUUUCGGUGAAGACAAAUCCGGUGGCCAUGCGGCCCGGCUCACCGUGGAAGACCUACGGUCCCGUCUGGCAUCUGCCAGCGGGCGAUGGUAUGUUUGGUUUCGUGGCGUUCUUCUAGCCAAGCUAGAAUCCGAUGCAGGAGGUGCUCGUGGAUGGGUUUUCUGGUGGUGCUGGCGGAGCGGAGAUGCUGAGCGCGGAGAUGCAGAGGGAGAUUCAGCGCCUGCUGCUGGAGAGAGAGGGUGCAGGAAGAGCGCGUGGUGCCGCCGCCGGCCCAGGGCUAGGCGUGCUCCUAGGCAAAGGUUGAAGAGGCGGUGGGGAGAGGGUAGGCGUUGA